CACAGGCAAAGCCCGCAGUGCCUCUACACCGAGACAAAGGCCUGGCACACGAUUGGCUGACAAGAGGUGCGCGCUGGCGUCUCUGGGUCCUCGCUGCCAAACCGCCUAUUGAUAUGAUAAUUAGACCUUAUAAAUACCUUAGACAACAAGUCACUUCCAGCGACAGAACUUGUGGAGAUUACACAAAAAGAAACUAGAUUGUUUGCGUGUGUGUGUGUGUGUGCGUGUGCGUGUGUGUUUCUAUAAUUGUGUGAGCCUUCCAGCUGCUCUCUUCGUUGGGCUGAACCGAUUUAUUUUGUGGAUUACAGUAUUUCACAUAUUCAUUUUUUUUCUUUGGGUUGAAACCAAAAAUGGCUCCCUCAGCCAGACCUUGCAAAAAUGAAUCUGCGCAGGAUGAUGAGGGAUAUUAUGGGAUUAAAGGAGACAGAAGGGCGAGAAAGCCUUUGGUUGAGAAAAAGAGGCGAGCUCGGAUCAAUGAAAGUCUACACGAACUGAGGGGCCUUCUUGCAGAUAGCGACUUUCAGACAAAAACGGAGAAUGCCGAAGUGCUGGAAAUGACCGUGAAACGAGUUGAGAAUAUUCUUCGGAGCAGAGAUCUUGAAACCGACGCCAUGAACCGUGAAGCAAGCGAGCGAUUCGCUGCCGGAUACGUACAGUGCAUGCACGAGGUGCACAUGUUCGUGUCGAAUUGCCCCGGGAUAGACGCUGCAGUGGCCGCGGAGCUGCUAAACCAUCUUUUGGAAUCCAUGCCCCUGAACGAAGACCGUUUUCAGGACAUGCUUGUGGAUUUAAUGUCGGACUGUCCCAACAGCAGCAGCAGCACUUGGCCUAGCAGCGAAGGGGUGUGCCCAUCCGUGGUAUCCCCCGGGGGUGCGGAGUUGUGUGGCCAUUCUCCAGCGCACUCUACAACAUCAAGCGAGGACACAUGUUCCGAUCUAGACGAGACUGAGGCAGAACCCAGUCACACUUCGCCGGAUAACUCCAGGACCAACAGCAUUCCCGGUGUCCUCUGCUCGAAAUCCAUGUGGAGACCAUGGUGAAACUGUGAAGCACUUUUUAAAAGGAAGAAGGCACGAAAUGGAAAUCUACCUAAUAGUUUUGGCUCCUGCCCUGUAAAAUGACCGAGUACAGUUUUCAAAUUCUGCAUGUGUGUGUGUGUGUGUGGUGGUCAAACCUGGAAUUUAAAAAAAAAUGUAUCGUAUGGCACUGUUACUGUCAAUCUCGACGGACGACUACUGUUUUUUUCUUCACUUGCAUUGUUCCACUGAACUCGUUGAGUGGGCCUGCCGGUGAAUUAUGUUUGUGUAGGACAUUGUAGCAAAGCUCUUUUGUAAAGCACAGCUUCUCUUGGUAUUUUUUCCCCCUGAUUUUAACUCCAGAUGUCCAAUUUAUUUGACAUUGAGAAAUAGCCCUGACAGCAUACCCUGGGCAGUAAAAUGUUAAGUUGAGGUGUGUGUGUGUGCGUGUGCGUGUGCGUGUGCGUGUGUAAUAUGCAAGGAUCGUUCCUACAAGGGAUAGCAUUGGUUAGCAUAAUUAGGAAUGUAUUUCUACCUUCUGUGAAGGAAGGGUAAACUAAAAUAAUUUGCAAUUUCUAGCUGUAAGUGUUGAUAGCAGGAUGCCUUGAAAACUGCAUGGUGUUCUGCACACGAGGAACCGACUGGUAGCGCAUUAUUCGUUUGAAAUGUGUAUUAGGUAUUGUAAAACGCUUCAUAUCCUGGAACCUCUAAUAAAACGUAUUACAGCAAAGCGUU
This is a messenger RNA of Polyodon spathula (Mississippi paddlefish), 1751 nucleotides long. RefSeq names its product transcription cofactor HES-6-like. Gene Ontology annotation, molecular function: protein dimerization activity; RNA polymerase II cis-regulatory region sequence-specific DNA binding; DNA-binding transcription factor activity, RNA polymerase II-specific. Gene Ontology annotation, cellular component: nucleus. The coding region runs from base 351 to 1040 and encodes 229 amino acids. The transcript has 4 exons. The record is from RefSeq and is a predicted model, not a curated record. Gene Ontology annotation, biological process: regulation of neurogenesis; regulation of transcription by RNA polymerase II; anterior/posterior pattern specification. NCBI's taxonomy places the organism in Eukaryota, Metazoa, Chordata, Actinopteri, Acipenseriformes, Polyodontidae.